Sinocyclocheilus grahami is the source of this 1278-nucleotide messenger RNA. RefSeq lists its product as uncharacterized. The transcript is spliced from 6 exons. Bases 75 to 980 code for a protein of 301 amino acids. Lineage: Eukaryota; Metazoa; Chordata; Actinopteri; Cypriniformes; Cyprinidae. The record is from RefSeq and is a predicted model, not a curated record.
GGUACGAGGCGAGCCAGUCAUCAGUUGGAUCGCUGCUGUCAUUCAGUUUGGAUACUGUCAGAUACCACAUCAGUAUGAGGAACCAUUCUUUCAUUUUUUGGCUUUUAUUCUUCGUGCACGGUGUGUUUGGUGUUGAUGAAGUGAAGUCAGUGUCAGUGAUGGUGGGAGAUUCUGUCACUCUAAACACUGAUGAUACUGAAAUACAGGGAGCUGCGAAAUUGCAGUGGAGAAUUCAAGGUGAAAAAAAAUUCAUAGCAGUGAUUGAUAGAGAGACCCAAGAAAUUUCAGUACCUGGGAAUGAUGAAGAAAUGUUCAGUGGCAGAUUAGAGCUGAUCAAUGAGACUGGAUCUUUGACCAUCACAAACAUCACAACUACAGACUCUAGAGUUUAUGAACUGCAGAUCAAGAUUGGCAGAGUGACCAAACCCAGGAUAUUCAAUGUGUCUGUUCAUGGUGUGUUUAGUUCCGAUGGGGUGAAGAAAAUGUCAGUGAGGGAUGGAGAUCCUGUCACUCUACAGACUCGCAUUACUGAUAUAACAGCAGAUGAUGGCAUCCAGUGGACGCUUGGACCUCAACACACUUCCGUAGUAAAAACUGACAGAGAGAAUCGAAGAAUAAUAUAUAAUGAGCAUGAUGUGAGAUUUACAGACAGACUGCAUCUGAAUAUUCAAACUGGAGAUCUGACUAUCAGCAACACCAAGACUGAAGUCUCAGGACUUUAUCAGAUAAAGAUCAUCAAACACGUGUAUACCAUAGAAAAGAGCUUCAGUGUUUCUGUCAGUGAAUCAGACCAGCACACUUCAGAUCCAGGACAUGACAGAUAUUAUGUCCCCCUGAUAUUGGUUAGUGUAAUCUUUGGACUGGUGAUUGUGAUUGAAACUGCUUUCUUGAUUUACUACAGGAAGUAUAAACAAGACAGACAAAGUACAAGACACUGGGUCCCUUAUCAGGAUGAACAAACACUAUGCUACUGCUGGUGAAGGGAAUGGUUUGGCAACAGAAUCAGGUGAAACAGAAGACUUACAACAGCAGUAGUUUAUAGUCAGCUCAAUAAUAAUGUUUGAAAUCAGCUCAUGUGUGCUUCUGAGAAGUGAAACUAGUGAAGACUUUCAUUUGAUUUGGCAUAAAUAGUGAAACAUGCUUUUAUUUAUUGUGACGUUGAUAACAGUUCACACCAUUCACACUCAUGAUGAUCAUAUUGUGUUAUUGUAUAAAGAGACAGUUUGACUGAUGUUCCCCUGUAAAUAAUCUUAAUGUGUAUAUGCUUUUAUUCUUUUA